AUCGCAAAACACACAGCUUCUCACAAUUCUCUCCUGAUACCCAACCCUUUUUCUUUCUUUUCUACUUGAGGCCAUUUUUUUAACGCAAAACCUGCAGCCAUGGGCUUCACGGAUCUCGUCUCCGAUGCUGGGCUGACCAUCCUCAACAACUGGCUCAAGACCAGGAGUUACAUUGUUGGCCACAACCCAACCCAGGCCGACGUCAAGACUUUCCAGGCCAUCAAGAGCCAGCCAGCUGCCGAGAAGUACCCAUACGCCUUCCGUUGGUACAAACACAUCAGCAGCUUUGAGUCUGAGUUCUCCUCGCUGCCGGGUGACCCAUCCAAGGAGUACACUGCCUACGGCCCAGAGGUGUCAGAGCUUCCGAUAUCCACUAAGGCUCCAGAGAAGGAGGAAGAGGAGGAGGAAGUUGAUCUCUUCGGUUCCGAUGACGAAGAGGAGGACGCAGAAGCUGCCAGGAUCCGCGAGGAACGUUUGGCUGAGUACAACAGGAAGAAGGCUGGAAAGGCCAAGCCUGCAGCCAAGUCCAUUGUUACUCUUGAUGUGAAGCCUUGGGAUGAUGAGACCGACAUGAAGCAGCUAGAGGCCAAUGUCCGCGCUAUUGAGAAGGACGGUCUCGUUUGGGGUGCCUCCAAACUCGUCCCAGUCGGAUAUGGCGUUAGCAAGCUUCAGAUCAACUUGGUUGUCGAGGAUGAGAAGGUGUCGCUUGAUGAGCUCCAGGAGCAGAUUGCCGAGGACGAGGAACACGUGCAGUCCACUGAUAUCGCUGCCAUGCAGAAAUUGUGAGCAAGCGAGCUUCAGACAGCUUCAAUCCUCUGAUGAUGAGAACACGCAUGGUUGAUAUGGGUUCAUGAGUUAUGAGGUAGUAGACAGGCGAAUCUAGAGAGGAGCCUCGUCUGCAAGUGUAUGCAUGCGUGACGAUGACGAUGCUGCUGCUGCUCUUGCUGAUAGUUCGCACAACAAGCUCUGUUGACAGGCACUAGACGGUUGGUCGAAACAAAACAAAAGCCACGAACAUACCGAAGUUGAAAGUCAAAGUCAUUCCACAUCAUUCAUUCGUCUCGUUGUCACCCUCUUGAAUGCUGUCGUUGCUUCAUAAAAGGCCUUGGCUCGCGAACUAUGACCCUUUCAAUAAUUGACUUUGGCGGAACUGGCUUCAUGUCAGCAUCCUGCAAUGAGCCAAGCAAAUUCAUGAC
Messenger RNA from Verruconis gallopava, 1196 nucleotides. RefSeq lists its product as uncharacterized. Gene Ontology annotation, biological process: translational elongation. Gene Ontology annotation, molecular function: guanyl-nucleotide exchange factor activity; translation elongation factor activity. The coding region runs from base 100 to 786 and encodes 228 amino acids. The transcript has 4 exons. The record is from RefSeq and is a predicted model, not a curated record. NCBI's taxonomy places the organism in Eukaryota, Fungi, Ascomycota, Dothideomycetes, Venturiales, Sympoventuriaceae. Gene Ontology annotation, cellular component: eukaryotic translation elongation factor 1 complex; cytosol.